Molecule: messenger RNA, 5075 nt
Organism: Talpa occidentalis (Iberian mole)
Lineage: Eukaryota; Metazoa; Chordata; Mammalia; Eulipotyphla; Talpidae
Gene: FKTN
Product: fukutin
Exons: 10
Coding region: 305-1690 (461 amino acids)
Cellular component (GO): Golgi membrane
Source: RefSeq, a predicted model, not a curated record
GGCUCGGGGCGUCCCGCGGGUCUCCCCGGCUUUCUGGGCACCUGCGCCCCCCCGGCGGCCGAAGCGGGCCCCAGGCUGAGUGCGCCCCCGCCAGGGUGUCCCUUAGGGAGGCGGUCUUCCAGCAGCUCUGGAUGGACGUCUGUUCGGCCUGUCUGUCCCACCCUGCUGGACCGGUCAGCAAGUGAAAUUCUCAUCCGUUUUGGAGGGCAGUCGAGACCCCCUAAAACAAGGUUAUCUUCUUAUCCAAAAAGAUGAAACCGACGGAGUUACUUUCAAAAGACAACCAAGGACACACUGCAGACUAAUGAGCAGAAUUAAUAAGAACGUGAUUUUGGCCCUUUUAACUUUGACAAGUUCUGCAUUUCUGCUGUUCCAGUUGUACUACUACAAACACUAUUUAUCAGCAAAGAAUGGAGCUGGCUUAUCAAAAUCCAAAGGAAGCCAAAUUGGAUUUGAUAGCACACAAUGGCGUGCAGUUAAAAAAUUUAUCAUGUUAACAUCCAGCCAAAAUGUGCCAGUGUUCCUUAUUGAUCCUUUGAUCCUGGAAAUGAUUAAUAAAAACUUUGAACAAGUCAAAAAUACUUCUCGUGGCUCCACUUCAGAAUGCAAGUUUUUCUGUGCUCCCAGAGACUUUACUGCAUUUGCACUGCAGUAUCACCUGUGGAAGAAUGAGGAAGGCUGGUUUCGGAUAGCUGAAAAUAUGGGAUUUCAGUGCCUGAAGAUCGAGAGCAAAGACCCACGGUUAGAUGGGAUAGACUCACUUUCUGGAACUGAAAUCCCCCUGCACUACAUCUGCAGAUUGGCCACUCAUGCCAUCCACUUGGUGGUCUUUCAUGAGAGAAGUGGCAACUACCUCUGGCAUGGCCAUCUACGGCUCAAAAGACACAUUGACAGAAAAUUUGUUCCAUUUCGAAAGUUACGGUUUGGUCGUUAUCCUGGAGCUUUUGACAGGCCAGAGUUACAACAGCUUACUGUUGAUGGACUAGAAGUUCUCAUUCCAAAAGAUUCAAUGCACUUUCUAGAAGAAAUACCUCACUCUAGGUUUAUUGAGUGCCGGUAUAAAGAAGCUCGAGCAUUCUUCCAGCAGUACCUUGAUGAUAACACUGUGGAAGCUAUGACCUUUCGGAAGAGUGCAAAGGAAUUGUUGCAACUAGCAGCCAAAACAUUAAAGAAAUUGGGGGUACAGUUCUGGCUGAGCAGUGGAACUUGUCUAGGAUGGUAUCGGCAGUGCAAUAUUAUUCCUUAUAGUAAAGAUGUCGACCUAGGAAUUUUUAUUCAAGAUUACAAAUCUGAUAUAAUUUCAGCGUUUCAGGAUGCAGGACUGCCACUCAAACAUAAAUUUGGGAAGGUAGAAGACAGCUUGGAACUAUCUUUCCAGGGAAAAGAUGAUGUCAAACUUGACAUUUUUUUCUUCUAUGAAGAAACUGACCAUAUGUGGAAUGGCGGCACUCAGGCCAAAACAGGAAAAAAAUUUAAAUAUGUGUUUCCCAAGUUUACCCUGUGCUGGACUGAGUUUGCCGACAUGAAGGUUCAUGUGCCCUGUGAAACCAUAGAAUACAUUGAAGCUAAUUAUGGUAAGACAUGGAAGAUUCCUGUGAAGACAUGGGACUGGAAGAGUUCUCCGCCCAAUGUGCAGCCCAAUGGAAUCUGGCCCAUUUCUGAGUGGGAUGAGGUUAUCCAGUUAUACUGAGAUUGAAAUGGUGGAAUGAGUUUCCCUCCUGAAAAGAAAUGUGAAAACUGUUUCAAAAGAUACAUGUCUACUAUCAAACAUGAGUAGGAGCCAAAGAAAAAUGACAAGAUUGAAGACACAUCCGAUUUAAUCCUCAUUUUACAUUUUUUUAAGGAAUCUGCACGUGUACAGGUUACAAUGAAGCAGCAGAGAUGAAUGAGAGACGCCUGCCUCUUUCUCCCCUCUCUUUGGCAAGCACCCCAAUUUUCUUUGAGGGAAAUAUCCCUGCCCUCUGAAGAGCUCUUAUAGAAUAUAUGUUCUCCAAGUGCUUUCAAAAUGUUAGAUAAUGUUUAGACUGGGGGAAAGGGCUUAGCAGGCAAAGCUAAGCUAGGACGCUUACCAGGAAAGCUAUAUUAGUUGAAAAGAAUAACCUGUUCCUGCUCUUAGCAUUGCAGCUGCUAGGAUAGUGCUACUUCUUAAGUUGUGGAGUCUGCAUUAUCCAGGUGAUAAGACUUUAGGUAGCUUCAGGAAAAGAUGCUAGCAGAUUUCAUUUUAUAAGCAACCUUAUGAGAAAUUGAUUUAAAAUACAGGGCAUCAUCUUAUAAGCAAUUGAGAGCUUAUUUCUAACCUUGUCAAAGUUGAGUAAAUUUCCAUACACUUUCUAUCUUCGUAUUUCAAGUGAGAAGAAAGCUUACGCUUGUGUGGUUAAGAUUUCCAGCCAUUGUGAGAAUAUUUUCACUGACUUCUGGUAGCACUUUUUGACAAAUCAUCCAAGUGAGACCAUUCUACCAGGCAUAAUUGUGAAAGGGUUGUGAUUUUGUGAAACUUAUUUUUUUCUACUUCAUUCCCUCAGCCAUUUGUUAGGUAAGAAUAUGAGCUACUCAUGACAUUUUAUAUUUUCUAUAAAUUUGUAAUCCUAUAAUCCCUCUGUUAAUAUUAACACUAAAAUAUUAGUAGAAUACUGGUAAUUGUCUAAAUGUAUUCUUCAGUGUGUUCAUUCGUCAAUUGUAGCUGAAUGUAUUUAAUGUAUAACCUAUAAACUAAUUUAUACAAUAUGUAAACCUAUCUGUGGCCUCCCCUCUUCCUGCACUUUGUAUCAGGUCUCCAAAAUGAAGAUAAAUGGCAAACCUGACAAACCAAUCAGCCCAUAGAAAUCAUAAUCAAGUUCUAAAUAGCUAAACCUAAUUUCAGUUUUUGUAGUUGACAAAUUUAAGUAAUGUUUCUGGGCAAAACCCACCCUGCUCAGAGAAUUCCAUUUGCUUGGGCAUAUGCUUCACAUUCCUGCCCAUUUCUGACUGGGACUUCCACUGUGUGCCAGGGCAUCUUCCCCCCCCCUCCACCCCGGUUUGGUUUACUUCUCUUCUCACUGUGCCUGGACUCUCUAAGGUCUUGACGUCUCCAAAAUGUGAGCCUUGGUCCCGUUAGUGGAGGUUCCACAUUCUUCCCUCCAUAGGUCACUGGCAGCUGAAAUAGCCCUAUUGACUGUCUUCCAUUUUCACAGACUACAGCUCUCAGUUCCUACCCUAACUUGGAGACUGGAGAUAAGGCUUGCCUCUCAUAGAGAUUCAGCCAUAUUUCAUCCCGUGCUUCUCAGCAGUUGCAUUCUGCCAUUGUCAAGAGACCUGGGGCAGGUGAACCUACCAUUAAUAUACCUCAUCAGAUCGUGUUUCUUUCCUCCCCAUAGUAUUUCAACAGUCAGACUCUAAAUCUCACCACUUUCAGGUCAAGUUUGCCUGGCUUACCAUGAGAAGACGUCUUACACCAACUUGUUGGAAGCUAGGCCCCUGUGGAUAUGCCCAAAGAGGUCCUGGGAGGUGAGAUUGAUGACCUCUGCUUGGCCACCACAUGGCCACACAGUCCUUCUCUAAGCAGGGGGUUCCUGUCCAUUCUCUUUUCCUCUGCUGUCACUACUGACAUCUGGUUCCUGCAGGAAAACCACAGUUCCCAAAUUGAGCAGUCCUAAGAAGUUGGGUGGUGGAGUAAGUCUUCAUGAUUCUCUAGCUAAAAAUCUUGAAGUGUGACCACUAGGAGGCAGAAUGUCUGUCCCAUCCCCCUCAAAAACAAGUUACAUGCAAGUCAUCUCCUUUUCUGAACAGAACUUCUAUUUUCAUAUUAUUGGUCAAGCUGUAGUCUCCUAGGCUUUCUUGUCCCACAUGCUCCCUAGUUCCUUGCUCCCAAACAAUUCUCUGUCCGUACCUCCCUAGAUUUGGUACCUGCUCUGCCCUGGACUUCUUGGUUAAUAUUGUAGCUUUUCCUAGAGGUAACUUUUACCUGCUUGUUAGUAAAUCUCUGCCCAGUCAAAAGCAGAUAUGUCAUGAUUUGGAGAAGGGAAGAAUUUGGAAUACUUAGUUUUGUUUAAUUGUCUCUACUGGAUGCCUAUAUCAGUAUUAAUAAAGAAGAAUUGAAAAUACUCAUUUCAACCUUCUUUCCUCCAAUUUGUGUUUCUCUUUCAAGCACGCAACAAUCAAUUGGGUAUGCAAUGCUAUUUUAAGCUGCUGUGCAUCAGAUUAAAAUCCUAAUUAUAGUUUGUAAAUUAAACAGAUCAAUAUAAUAGUGAUAUCUUCUACGAACCAGUAAUGAAGUAGUCAAGUAUGAAUUUUUCUAAUGAGAAAUCACUUCUGGCUUAGAAUAACACCCCCCCAUCAUCAUCCCUUAACCCAACCAAAGGCAGAAAUUAUAUAGGCAUCUAUUAGCCAACCAAGCUGCUAAAUACACCUCAAGCACCUUCUCACAGUGGGUUUGAAAGGGAAUAUGAGAAUUAGAAGUACUGUAUUUUGUUCUAUAAAAUGAUAUGCCAUUAAAAUGAUAUACCAUUUAAAAAAAUGCCAAAUUUCGGGGCCUCCCUGGUGGUGCAAGGGGUUAAGCACUGCACUGUGAAGCAAUCCGAAGCCUCUGCAGCACGAGUUCGAUCCCCUGCUGGCCAGAGAGCAACCCACAUGGCACAGCAGACCUCUCCUGACGCGCCCGCUGCUCCCCUCAGCAGUGUAUUCCAGCCAAUCUGCCUGUUCUGCUCCCCACUCUGUCUCUGGUGAAUCCUCUCACCCCCUACAUCUCCGGCUUGUACCCCAGCUCUUGUAUGCAUACAUAAAUAAAUAUUUUUUAAAAAUCCCAAAUUUUGUAGACUUCUGAUGGCUCAUUCAAGAGCAUGGGGGAUAGUUCAUGUGUUUGUUAAGUGAAAACCAUAAGUAACUAUUUAUAUGUCCCUUCUAUCUGUAACCAGAAAAACUUAGUUGAAUUUUCUAAACAGUGAUAUUUUAAACAUGAGUAAAUUUCAGUGUAUGCUUACCAGUUUACACUUUGAUUUCAUCUUCAUGUACAGAUACUUUGUGGUACUACUGAAAAUGCCUUUAAUAUUAUUUUCAUCAGAAUUUGUAAUAUAUAAUCCAGUUUGGGAUGAUGAAUAAAA